AUGUCGAGGGCCAACUCCAUGACUUGGGAAACCCAGCAAGAGAUGGCUACCUCGAGGCAACUCCAGGUAGAAAGUUGGCAUAUCCCCGGAAACCGGCAAUCUAUAAAUUACAAUCUUAUGUCGUACGAAUCGAGGAGGCUGCUGAACCUGGCCGAGGAUCUUGCGGCCUGCGAAGAAAGCUCCAUCAUGUCCGAAAGCCAUUUCGAAGUAUCGCCAAGCACGUGGAAGAGCUCUCACCCACACCAGCCACCCGUCUCCCAGCUUCCGCGAGCCAACUCCGAUGUAUCACUCUACGCACCAGUGCGGCGACGGUCGAUGAUCCAAACGCCAGGUCUUGCAACGCGCUUACCGACGGACUAUUCUGCUUCAAGGAGGUCAAGCUUGCGCUACAGUGUUCCGACAACUCCAGCGGGCGGGCGCUCGCGAAUGAACUCGAUCGAGUCGAGCGCUUAUCCUAUACAACCAGUGACCGAGCUUUUCUCCGAGCCCGACUACUUGCCUCCGCCAGUAACAGAACCCAUUGAAAGGGCUUUGACGCCUUCGGACAUGGAUUAUCGGCCACUUGGUGCCAUGAAGUUCGGUUCAUUACGUAUCACGAAUGGAGUCGCCAGUCCCCUCCCAAGUCCGGAUUUUGAGCCCCAGGCUAAGUUCGAAGUGCCGGAGAAGUCGCAAGGCGGGAACGAAGAGUACUUCAGUCGGGAUGCUGAGCCGGGCAAGUCGGAGAGUGACAGCAAGAACGUCGAAAUCACCGUGUCGGCAGUCCAUGCCAGCACUGCUCUUAGUCCCAUCAAUAUGUCUUUCCUUAAGGUGGAAUCGCGGAGGCAGGGUCCCAAUUCUCCAGAGUUACAAACCACUUCCAAGCACACUGCUCUGGAAGACGAGCUUUUCGAAGACGACGUGGAAAUGGAGUACUCAGCCGAGGUUCUAACUGUCAGAAAUGACCCGAAUGCGAAACCAAGUCUCGAACGACUGCGUGCGGAACAGUCCCAGAAGAAUUCCCAAUCAAUUGUUCGCACUGACAGCGGAGUCGUUGCUAGCCCAACCAUUGAGCAGCCGAAGCCCCUGUCCAAGGCUGAUUCAGGCUACAGCUCGAAUGUCUCACUUAGGUCAUUCCAUGCCAAGCAGUCUGCUUCAGGGGUCGACCAGCGCCGCCGUACUGCAUCCGAGGAUUCGAGCGAUGAGCAGUCAGACGAUGUUGCAUCCCCGGUCGAGGCAGUCAGCAACGAACGCCCAACUGCUGGCCCUUCCAAUGCCGACGGCCUCGCUACUGAUUCUUUGCAACCUGCAUCUAUUCCUCCGUCUCUGCAACCCAAGGACGCUUCUUCUGCUUCUCUGAAAAGCCCUACAAUGGCCACUUCGCCGGCCAGAUUCUUCUUCAACCUGAACGCAGGUCAUUCUUUCCGUAAAGACCGCAAGGCUUCUGCGGGGAUUGACAGUGCCAAAUCGGCCAAGGAAGCGUUCACAUCUCCGGAGUCCGUCCAGUCGGGCGGCGCUAGCCCCGAGGGUUCGACCUCCGCUUUGAGUAUCGGGACCGGUUCGCGACGUGCAGGCAAAUUCCAAAGGUUCAUCAAUGGAUCCGGCAUGCGGGGACCGCCUGCUGUUCACGCGACGCACCCUUCUGACAAGCCGGUCCCCUCCGUGCCCCAGGAUGUGCAGGUGAAACUUGGCGAGCACUCUGAGCGGUUUCCGACAACGACUAAGCGCCUGACUCUUCGCACCCAGGCCAGCAAGGACACGCUCAACACUAUCCUUAGUGUUGGCAGCAUUGUUCCCGGUCACGUCGAGGGUCAGCAAGGGUCUCUGCUUCUGGCCGACAGCAAUCAGGUGGCUGGGGAGCCCGUCGCUGAAGCGCCUCAGCCUCUCGAGAAGCCCAAGACACCCAGACACCGCUCUUUCCAGUCGGUACCGGCCUCCAUUGCGCACGCUGCUGCCUCUGUAAUGCCUCGGCGCUCCCUCCAUCGCAAACCGCUCCCUUCCACUUCCAAGGACAGGACGGAGUUCGUCGGAGAGGCAAGGGCCGACGAGAUCCAGGUUGGUUUCGAGUCGAGCAUCACUGCCAUUGGCAACGUUGGCGAAAGUCUCGGUAAGAGCGCUUUCGACCAGGCUUUCAUGGCGCUGCCCAGUCAGCAGCCUGUUCGUGCCGCGCGUGAACGGACAAUGACAAUGACGGCGCAAAUGGAGCGCGAUUUGAGCAUGUCAUUCUAUUCCGCCGAACCGAUGCCUUCAACCGCUCAACAGCCCAAUCGGCGGGCCUCACAAAACUUGGAGGUUCUGGAUGCGGUGGCCAAGAGGAGGUCAUCGCCGCCGAUCAGUCUCCACACUCGAAACACCAGGAACACCCGAAAGCAGGCCCCGCGUCCCAAGUCCGCGCAUUCCAAUGAACCGAAUCAGUCAAGGAGGCAGACUUUGCCCAGACGCGCCAGCCGCGAGACCAUUCACAGCUAUCCAUCGACCUCGGCGGCAGCAGCGCUGGACGAUGCGCUGUCUGUGCCGCCCAUUCCCCGAUGA
This is a messenger RNA of Colletotrichum spaethianum, 2508 nucleotides long. RefSeq lists its product as uncharacterized. The transcript has 3 exons. NCBI's taxonomy places the organism in Eukaryota, Fungi, Ascomycota, Sordariomycetes, Glomerellales, Glomerellaceae. Bases 1 to 2508 code for a protein of 835 amino acids. The record is from RefSeq and is a predicted model, not a curated record.